AUGACAAGGGACUGGUCAAAUCUGCCUCGUGACCUUGUUUCACAAAUUGUGAGUGGUCUAGGGCUUAUUGACUUUCUCAGUUUCCGUGGUGUUUGCGAAGAUUGGCGCGUGGCUUCUUCCACACUUUCCUCUGAAGUUAAAGAAUCUCUUAGGUGUGAUCCUUGGUUUCUCAUCUAUGAAGAAGAGGAAGAUUCUCACUCUCAGUGUUCCCUUCUGAGCCCUGAGAAUAAACGCUACACCAUCAACAUCCCAGAACUGCAUGGAGCAGCAUGCCUUGCAUCAUAUAAAGGAUGGUUACUUCUCUUUCGCCACGGUUCGUUGUUCUUCUUUAGUCCCUUUUCCAGGGCAACAAUAGAGCUUCCAAAUUGUCCUUUCGCUGAAGCAACUAAUGAGCAUGUUGCAGCGUUUUCAUCUGCCCCCACUUCUAAAGAUUGCAUUGUUACUGUUGUCAACCGCAUCAGUGAUUCUGAGUUGGAACUCUUCUUCAUUUGCAGAGGGGAGAGUGAAUGGUCCACGCGCUGCUAUGAUGGCUAUAAGCUUAGUACAAUGACAACAGCUUUGUUUUGUGAAGGCAAGGAAUUUCACUUUCUGGACGUGGAUAAUCGAUUGGCUAUCUUUGAUUCUGAAACCAAAGAAUGGAACAGGUACAACUAUCGUAUAUGUCGUGAACGAUCAAGGGAUCAACCUGCAUCAUCGGUUAGAACAUUGAGCUAUGUGGUACGUAAAAACGUUUUUCAGGAUAAGAAUACCAGAAAAAUGGGGUUAUUAGAAGAAAAUGAUUCGAUUUCUACAUGCGGGACUGCAAUUCCACACCCUAAAGGUGAAUUUCAUCGGAUCGUGAUUAAGAGUGAAAGCAUUGAGGCAGCAGCAACUCAACCUGAAAGCCGUCAUCUUAAAGGGGUAUGGAUCCAACCCAUAUAUUUUUAUGUUCCUCCUGGCCUAACAUGGUAA
Messenger RNA from Glycine soja, 951 nucleotides. Its product is annotated as F-box protein At3g56470-like. Gene Ontology annotation, molecular function: protein binding. The transcript has a single exon. Lineage: Eukaryota; Viridiplantae; Streptophyta; Magnoliopsida; Fabales; Fabaceae. The coding region runs from base 1 to 951 and encodes 316 amino acids. The record is from RefSeq and is a predicted model, not a curated record.